Molecule: messenger RNA, 3995 nt
Organism: Fonticula alba
Lineage: Eukaryota; Rotosphaerida; Fonticulaceae
Exons: 9
Coding region: 1-3192 (1063 amino acids)
Cellular component (GO): membrane
Molecular function (GO): ATP hydrolysis activity; ATP binding; ABC-type transporter activity
Source: RefSeq, a predicted model, not a curated record
AUGACCCCUCCGCCCGAGGGUAAUCGCCCCGGCGAGCAGCGGGAUGCCCUUCCGCCGGGUGCCGAUCCAACGAGCCCUGCUCAGCCCCCAGUGGCCGAGGGCGCCCAGCCGCUUGGUGACGCUCUGCCAGGCAUCCUGGACCUGCAGGAUGAUGGGUCCCUGCCGUCGCUCUCCGGCGGCGGGCCAAACAGCUACAACAACAUCAGCGCCAAUGACCUGCUCACCGAGGAGGAACUCAAUCGUGUGCAGUACAAUGGUCUCCAGCGCCAUGGGGUGCCAUCGCGCACCUCGCCCGUGGCCUUCGAUGCUCGCUCGCACCAGGUAGGCCGGUACCAGGGGUACACUGGGGCAACAAACGCCAGCAGCCCCUUCAUCCACCCCUCCAACACCCCGUACGGCUACUCGGGCCAACAGCGCCUGCCUUCGGAGGCCGGCAUCAUCGGCACCGGGGGCAGCAUGUACAGCCGCGCGUCGGCCGGGCAGAGCCCAGCCGCGGCCUUCCCCCCCUCGGUGGGUGGCCGGUCGCCCUUCCAGACGCCGGCCUCUCCGCCGGGCAUUGCCCCGGCAGCCGUGUCCUAUCGUAAUAUCCAAUCGCCCGGCACCGACGCCGGCUCCCGGCUGACGGCCAUCGCCGCGCCGGCCUCGGGCCACAACUCCCGUGCCGUGGUGCUCAUUUGGCGCAACCUCAAGUUCACCCCGGUGGCCAGUGAGUCGCUGCCGACGCGCGUGGCUUCGGCCUUCCGGAAGGUCACCUGCCGGGCGCGGCGGGCCACCGGUCGUGACCGCCAGCCAUUGCUCAGCGAUGGUCGGGAGAAAACCGGCCCCGGCGUGCGCACCGGCAACCAGUACAAUGAGCUCACCUCGAUCCAGGGCAGCCCGAUGCCGGGGGCCGGGGCCCAGGAGAAGCUCUUCGACCUGGACAGCACUUCGGGCGGCAAGCUGCCGGUGCACGCGGCAAAGCGCACGCCCGCCAUGGGCGCCAGUGCGGCCGCAUCGGCCGCCGGCAAGUCGGUCGGCCGCGGCUUCGGCCUGAGUGCCAACAACAUUGAGACCGACCCGGAGUCCGACAUUUCGGAGUCCGGGUCCGACAGCGACCGGUCCGACGUGCCGAGCUUCGGCCCGGGGUUCGACUCGGACGACAGCGACUCCGACCUGGAGCUCGGCGAGGAUGGCGAGCUGCUGGAUGACGACUGGACGCAAUCUGGCGAGGGCCAGCUCGGCCGCGACUUGACCGACACCACGGGCACCAGUGACUCGCGCCGGGUGGCCGGCGCCGGUAAGACCGCCCGCCAGCGGCGCAUUCUCCACGGAGUGACCGGUGUGGCUGGCGCUGGCGAAAUGAUGGCCAUCAUGGGUAGCUCCGGCGCGGGGAAGACCUCCCUGCUGAACAUCCUGGCCGGCCGGACUCGGCGCUUCAAUGGCAUGGUCAUUGUCAAUGGCCGCGCCUGCGAUGCCGAGAAACUCCAGUCCGUCAGUGCCUACGUCAUGCAGGAUGACCUGCUGCUCGGGGCCUUUAGCCCGCGCGAGCACAUGCUCUUCAGCGCUCGGAUGCGCCUCCCGCGCACGGUCACAGCCCAAGAGCGGCUCAAGCGCGUGGAAAGCCUCCUCGAGCUGCUGGCCCUCCAGGCGUGUGCCGAUACGCCCGUGGAGAAGGUCAGCGGCGGAGAGCGCAAGCGGACGUGUAUCGGCAUCGAGCUGGUCACUCGGCCAGGGCUGCUCUUUUUGGAUGAGCCAACCAGCGGCCUGGAUAGCUUCACCGCUCUGGCCGUGAUGCGGGUCAUCCGUCGCAUCAGCUCCGAGGGAUGCACCGUCGUGUCGACCAUUCACCAGCCGAGCUCGGAUCUCUUUUCGCUUUUCGACCGGCUGACCCUGCUUCACAAGGGCCGUGAUGUGUAUCACGGAAAGGCCGCCACCGCCAUCGACUACUUUGCCAAGAUCAACUUUCCCUGCCCCAGCUUUACCAAUCCGGCAGACCACCUGCUGAACCUCCUUCACCGGCCGGAUGAUCGGCCCUUGCAGCAGUAUAAGCGGGACAUUGGUCGAAUUGUCAGCAGCUGGCGCACCCAGACCCGCGCCGAGAAGCGCGCCGCCGAGGCCGCCUCCGUUUCCCAGGCCGCCGCCCGUCUGGCUAGCAAGAACCUGAGCGAGGGCCUUGCUGGUGAUGGGAUCGCCCUCGGGGCGCUGUCCUCCCCGACGGCCAGCGAGCGCUUCAUCUCCCCCUACAUGCCGACGUACAUGCUUCUGGGGCAGAAUGGCACCGAGUCCCCGCUGGCCUCGCGACGCAGCCCGGCCAUCGUGCGCCAUCGGCGCCUUCCCUGGUACAAGGAGUUCGGCCUGCUCUUCCAGCGUGCCUUCAUCAUGUACAUGCGCAGCCCCGGGUCCAUGCAGAUUCGCCUCAUCCAGUCGAUCAUCAUUGCCCUGGUGUUCGCCACCAUCUACUUCGACCUCGGCACCAACAUGGGGUCCCUGCAGAAUCGCACCGGCUUCCUCUUUGCCCUGGUCACCGGGCUGAUUAUCAAUGGCAUCCUGCCGGUGGUGCUCAUGUUCCCUCUCGAGCGCGCGGUCUUCCUCCGUGAGCAGAUGUCCCGCACAUACCGGAUCUGGACCUACUUCUCCUCGAAGGUCCUGGCGGAUGUGCCCUUCACCCUGGUGUUCUCGUCGAUCUUUGGCACUCUGACCUACUGGCUGAUUGGGCUGAAUGCCACGGACCCGACGCGCUUCCCGCUCUUCCUGCUGAUUGUCUUCUGCCUGAGUCUCUCGGCUCAGGCUCUUGGCGUGCUGAUUGGCUGUGCCGUGCCGGACCUCAUCGGCGCCAUUGCCAUUGCCCCGGUCUUCCUGCUGCCCCUCAUUCUUUUCGGCGGAUUCCUCAUCAACAUCGAGUCCAUCCCGGUGUGGUUCUCCUGGUUCCAGCAUGUCAGCAUCCUGGCCUAUGGAUUUGAGGCCAUGAUGAUCAACGAGUAUCGCGGCCUCAAGUUGGAAUGCACGCCGGAGGAGCUAAUCCGCCUGCCCCCGCCGUUCAAUGUCGAAAUCUGCCCGAUCGAAAGCGGUGACCAGGUCCUCCGGUACUUCGACUUCAAUCCGGAACGCCUGUGGCCGGAUAUCUACUGCCUGGGCGCCCUCAUUGUCGGGACGUACCUGCUGGCUCUCGCUGUCCUGGGCAUGGCCACGUACCGGCACCUUCGUAAGACCUGAAAACCUUCCCCACGAAUCGGCCGGCCUGCCUGUGCGCCAGGCCGGCAAUCCAGCGUGCGCAGGCUCACACGCACGGCGGAAGAUCAUGCCACGGCACGCCUACCCCUUUGAGUGAAAGGGAACACAGGAAAAACGUGAACUUUUGCAUGAUGCAAAAAGCCGAUACUCGGGCGGACGCCUGCCCUUUUCUUUUCAUUCCUCCAUUCUUAUUUUUAGCUUCGUGUUCGCUCUUCUCCGCUCUUUUGCCGGAAAAAAAACCUACCCCCACUCUUGGUCAAAUACAUAAUGCAUCACCUAGAGGAAGAGAGAGAAAGGGGCUCGAUAUUCUUCGCGUCGCGCCCCUGCCCACACAGAGGCCGGGAGGAGGAGCAGGGGGGGGGGGGAAUGCAUUUUUCAGGACACGCCCAAGGAAACAUAGUGAGCAAAACACCCACAAGAUCAUGCGAAACCAUCCCCCGAGGGAUCUGGCACAUCGGUAGUCCACCACUGGCGAGCGGUUCGCGGGACGGGCUCCUGGUCGGGCGCAGCUGAGCCCUCAUCCACGAGCGCCUCGAUGUCGGGCGGUGAGGCGUGCCGGGCGCCAUAUGCGCACGCGUCCGCCAGAUUGGCCCGACACGACCCGCACCGGGGGUUGAUGGCCCGACACACGGUCUGACCAUGACCCACCAGCAGGGCAUUGAUCACAGGCCAAAGCUCCCUCGGCAGCCAUGUCUCAAGAGACUGACGGUCAAAAGAAAGAGGGGAGGGGGAGGGGUCAAAUGCAUACAGACAGAGGGGGAGAGGGGGAGAGAGAGAGAGAGAGA